Mangifera indica (mango) is the source of this 663-nucleotide messenger RNA. Its product is annotated as glutaredoxin-C1-like. The transcript has a single exon. The record is from RefSeq and is a predicted model, not a curated record. The coding region runs from base 78 to 464 and encodes 128 amino acids. Lineage: Eukaryota; Viridiplantae; Streptophyta; Magnoliopsida; Sapindales; Anacardiaceae.
ACCAAACCUUACUUUCCAAAUCACACAAGUUACUCCCAGUGAAUUUUAGUCGAAUUCCUUAGUGUUUCUUCAGAAAAAUGCAGUACCAGACGGCUGACUCAUGGGGUUUCUAUGUUCCAAUGAGAAGCAGGAGCAGGAGCAUGGAAGAUCCAAUGGAAAGGGUUGAGAGGCUGGCUUCAGAGAGUGCAGUGGUGAUUUUCAGUUUGAGUAGUUGUUGCAUGUGCCACGCUGUGAAGAGGCUGUUUUGCGGAAUGGGGGUGAACCCGACUGUCUACGAGCUGGAUCAUGAUCCAAGAGGGAAGGAAAUUGAGAGGGCGUUGAUGAGGUUGCUUGGAAGUUCGUCGGCUGUUCCUACUGUGUUCAUCGGUGGCAAGCUCAUUGGCUCCAUGGACCGAGUCAUGGCUUCCCAUAUUAAUGGCUCUUUAGUCCCUCUUCUCAAGGAAGCUGGAGCACUUUGGCUUUGAGUUUUCACAUAUAAUUGAUAAUAACACCAGUCUAAUUUUAAUGCAGAUUAUAAAGGAGGAAGGAGAAAGCCCUUUUUUUUCAUGAUCUCCAUGUCUCAGAUUAAUUUACUUUAAUUUAUAGAGCUAAGAAUGUGUAAGGCUUAAUCAUAUAACUAAUGCAAUGAAAUUAAUGUAUGUUAAACUUCCAUUACUACUUAAA